This is a messenger RNA of Theobroma umbraticum, 2065 nucleotides long. RefSeq names its product Serinc-domain containing serine and sphingolipid biosynthesis protein. The record is from RefSeq and is a predicted model, not a curated record. Lineage: Eukaryota; Viridiplantae; Streptophyta; Magnoliopsida; Malvales; Malvaceae. Gene Ontology annotation, cellular component: membrane.
ACCUUUCUCUUUUUCUUAGUGUAUAUUUUCUUUCUUUUGUAUUACAUUUAUUAUCAUCUGGAUUCCCUUGUUAUCAUGGCCGUCCAAGAGAGCUUCUUUCAUGGUUUUGAGUGUUCUUCUAUGUCCACAGUUAGAUGAUAAAGCAAUGGGUUUCAGAAUUUUGUUCUUUGUGAGAAAAUGCUGGUAUUCUAACCAUUGCCAAUGUAAAGUUAAACCUCACAUUGUUUUUCAGAGAAAAGCAUUAUUUACAGUGGCGGUAUGGAAAGAUGAAAUUUACUUUAAAAGAUUUCAACAUUUCCUAAAUGCUUAUCUGAUUCAAAACAUUCUUGAAUCUUGGAAGAAGCUGUAAAUCUGCUGUAUACACUUCUGGAUAAUGCAAUUCUCUACCAUACUCCAAAAGUACAUAUUUCUGUUGUUUGAAAUCAAUUUAGAAAGCUUUCAACAUUACAAGAUAUAUGCACUCUGGUUUACCCAAUUCAGUAGCACCUCCUUUUCUUUUUUCCUCAUAGAAAAAAUUCUUAUGGUAUUCUACUAUAGUGUAUGAAAUAUUACAGACCAUAGUCUAGAAUUGAAGUACUGAGCUAUUCAGUUAACAACAUUUUAAUGCUUGAAAUAUGAGUGGGUCUGCUGCAGCAGUUGAAGCUAGCGUGUUACAUAUAAGUUCAAGCAACUCUCAGCUUGUUCAGCGGGUAAAGGCAUCAAUGGAGCCAACGAAUGUGGAUUGUUCCGCGGAAAGGAAGAAGUCACUCCGAGCCAGAUACUUUUAUGGCUUGAUCUUCUUCAUAAUUAAUCUUACUGCCUGGUUCAUUCGUGAUUAUGGACAAAGUGUCUUACCCCGACUGUACUAUAGAAAAGCUUGUGGAGUCGGUGGAAGUGAUUGUUUUCACACAAUGGGAGUUCUCCGUGUGAGCUUAGGAUGUUUUAUAUUUUUCUUUCUCAUGUUUCUUACCACAUUUAGUACAAGAAAAUUGUUUGAAACUUGCAGUAAAUGGCACUCAGGAUGGUGGGCGUUGAAGUUUGUCCUAUUGGUUGUAUCAAUUGUGGUUCCAUUCUUCCUCCCUCCAGAUUUUAUUCAAAUAUAUGGAGAAGUUGCUCGCAUUGGUGCAGGGAUAUUUCUCCUUCUGCAACUUAUAAGUGUGAUUGAGUUUAUCGGAUGGUGGAAUAACAACUGGGCACCUGAUGAGCAAAGGAAACGAAGCUGCUUCUUUGCAUUAUUUACCUCAACAAUUUUUUAUGUUGCUUCAAUCUGUGGAAUUGUGUCUAUGUACUAUUUUUAUGCCCCAAGACCAGCAUGUUCUCUCAACAUAUUCUUCAUUACAUGGACUGCCAUUCUGCUCAUAGUGAUGAUGGCUAUGUCCUUGCAUUCAAAGGUUAAUAGAGGUCUUUUGUCUUCAGGAAUUAUGGCUUCUUAUGUUGUUUUCCUCUGUUGGUCUGCUAUUAGAAGUGAACCAGCUGAUGAAAAAUGCAAACUAGAAAAGCCAAAAGAUGGACAUGGUGAUUGGACCACCAUACUUGGGUUCCUGAUUGCAAUAGGUGCCAUUGUCAUGGCAACCUUUUCAACAGGGAUUGAUUCAAAAUCAUUUCAGUUUCGCAAAGAUGAGGUGAAACUAGAGGAUGAUAUCCGUUAUAACUAUGGAUUUUUCCACAUGAUAUUCUCCUUGGGGGCCAUGUAUUUUGCAAUGUUAUUCAUCAGUUGGAACCUGGAAAAUUCAGCAAGGAAAUGGAGCAUUGAUGUUGGCUGGACAAGUACAUGGGUGAAAAUCAUCAAUGAGUGGUUUGCAGCCACGAUCUACAUGUGGAAGUUGAUAGCCCCCGUUGUGAAGCAACCCAGGGUCAUCAACCAUGAGGAGUCUGUGCAGCAGAUAAAUGAUUCAACCUUGCCGUGAUUUUGUUUGGCAACUAUGAUUGUACUUCUCCAUUGUUGUAUUUCUUCAUUCUUUCCCUCAUUUUUUAUUGGCCGGUUCUACUUGUCCAAUUUGAGCUUCAAGCUUAUGUAUAAAACAAGCAAGAAUUCAGAAAUCUAUCAUGAUUUUAUAAUGAAUGAAUGCUUUGAAUUAUUAAUGAU